This is a messenger RNA of Ectocarpus siliculosus, 786 nucleotides long. NCBI's taxonomy places the organism in Eukaryota, Phaeophyceae, Ectocarpales, Ectocarpaceae. The record is from the annotation of a GenBank genome assembly.
AUGAGCGAACCCGAGGUUACUGGCAGUGUGGGGGAGGACAAGGGCGAGUACGAUGACGAGAUGAUGACCACUCCGCCGAAGGGCAUGGGGCCAAAGAGGCCGUCAACAGGCUCGAUGUCUGCACGAGCUACGGCCAACCUCAUGCUGGAAGCCAAGAACACGAGAAAGAGAGCAGAAGCAGACGUCCACCUUCUAGCAAAUCGCCUAGCUCAUCUACAAGCGGAGGAAGAGAAAGCCAGACGAAAAACGGAAGAGACGAAACAGCGCGCAAUGGAGAUCAAGAGACUGAAACAACAGAACCAGCAACUUGCGCUUGAACGGGAGAGCAACGCGCGGACGCAGGGCAAGAAUAGCAGCAACCACGAGCGAGCUCUGGCGCAAAGAAAGCAAAAGCAACAACACGACUUGCAGUCAACCAAGGCCAACCUGGAGAAGCAAAGGAGGACCAACGCGAAGUCUGCUAGAGAACAGCGACAGGCGUUGCAAAUGACCUACCAGGAGCUGCGAGCACAGAAGGCCGCGGAGAAUAGACGGAGGACCGAGAUGGUCCGGAAGCAGCGCGAGGAAGCUCGCCUAAAGAAGGAGGCCGAACAGAGGGAGAGGGAAGCGAAGCAGCAAGAAGAGCACCGCCGGCGAAUCGAAGCCGAGAAAAAGAAGACACAAGAAGCAGAGCGCAUGAUUGAAAAGAUGGAGCAGGAUGAGGACGUCUUGAUUGAACGCCUCAAGAAGGUCCAAGACGAGCAGCGUAAAGCGUACGAGUUGCUUCAUGAAUCUCUUGAAAGCUGA